Messenger RNA from Nerophis ophidion (straightnose pipefish), 4319 nucleotides. Its product is annotated as focal adhesion kinase 1-like. Lineage: Eukaryota; Metazoa; Chordata; Actinopteri; Syngnathiformes; Syngnathidae. Gene Ontology annotation, cellular component: focal adhesion; cytoskeleton. Gene Ontology annotation, molecular function: ATP binding; protein tyrosine kinase activity. Bases 321 to 3527 code for a protein of 1068 amino acids. The record is from RefSeq and is a predicted model, not a curated record. The transcript has 35 exons. Gene Ontology annotation, biological process: signal complex assembly; protein phosphorylation.
GUGCGCGUGUGUCUCCCAGCGGCGGCCAUGUUGGAAUGUUGGAUGUGGACAAGGCGAAGAGGGGAAGCAGGAACGGGCGACUCCGGGGCGAGCGAAAGGGGGGAAGAGGACUGAGGAGGCGAGAUUGGAGCGACGAAACACCGCCAGUGAUUAUCACUCUUCCCAGAUAGCGGACCUUCUAGCAAGUUCUGCCAGUUUUGAAGCCGACCAUAAGGUGCCAUAUAGAACGUCCAAAGGAACCAGUCGGCGAUAUCUCCAGGAUUGCCUACUACACAGAAUAUGACAGACACCUAGCAGCGGCAGUCACAGCAGGGAAAACCAUGGCCACACCCUACAUGGACCCCAACCUGAACCACCCCCUCCUGGACACUGCCAAGUCGCAGCUCAGCGCAGGAGGCUCGGACCGAACCAUGCCCGGCUCCGUAGACAGGGUCCUGAAAGUUUUCCAUUACUUCGAGACCAACACGGAGCUCAGGUGCUGGUCCUCCAACAUCCGAUACGGGGACGCCACUGACAUCCGGGGAAUCAUUCAGAAGAUCUUGGACAUCCACAAAGUGCGCUGGACGUCCUGCUUUGGCCUGCGUCUCAGCAGCAGCGGCCAAUCCAGGGACCAAGUGCACUGGCUUCAUCCGGACCUGGGCGUGUCUCACGUCCGUGAAAAAUACGAACAGACGCGUUCUGGAGAGGAGUGGAGGUACGAACUGAGGAUCCGAUAUCUGCCGAAAAGCUUUGUGCAGCAGUUUACAGAAGACAAACCUACACUCAAUUACUUCUACCACCAGGUGAAAAAUGACUACAUGACACAGAUUGGGGAUCAGUUGGAACAAGAUGUUGCCCUCAAACUAGGCUGUCUAGAGAUCAGGAGGUUCUUCAAAGAGAUGCGAGGCAAUGCCCUGGACAAAAAGUCCAACUACGAACUACUGGAGAAAGAUGUUGGUUUAAGGCGUUUUUUCCCCAAAGACCUUAUGGAUUCAGUCAAGGCUAAGACUCUUCGGAAGCUCAUCCAGCAGACCUUUAAGCAAGUGGCCAACCUCAACGACGAGCAGUGCAUCCUAAAGUUCCUGGAGAUCCUUGCUCCCAUCCACCGCUAUGACAAGGAGUGCUUCAAAUGUGCACUCGGAUCCAGCUGGGUGAUCCAGGUGGAGUUGGCAAUCGGACCAGAAGAAGGGAUCAGCUACUUGACAGACAAGGGAUCAGCACCCACCCAUCUGGCCAACUUCACCCAAGUUCAGUCCAUCCAGUACUCAGCAAUGGAAGAGAAGGACAGGAAGGGAAUGCUUCAAGUCAAUGUUGCAGGAGCUGCUGAGCCUCUCACCGUCACGACAGCCUCCUUGACCAUGGCCGAGAACUUGGCCGACUUGAUUGACGGCUACUGUCGGCUGGUCUCCUUGAAGACCGACUCUUUCAUCGUGAGAGUGCAAAAAGAGGGCGAGCGAGCGUUACCUUCCAUUCCAAAAGUGUCGAAUAAUGAGAAGAAGUUGGAGGCAGUCAAGAGCGGAGUGAGAACUAUUUCCAUCUCAGACCCAGUGCCAUCAUCAACUCUUCCUAAGCCAGCGAAGGCACGGCGUUUCCUCCUCCCCUUUGUCUUCUGUUCAGAAUCGCCACUUAAUGAGACUGAUGACUACGCCGAGAUAGUUGACGAAGAGGACACGUACACCAUGCCCUCCAUGACCUAUGGAAUAGUGGAAGCGCGGGACUACGAGAUUCAAAGAGAGAGGAUCGAGUUGGGUCGCUGCAUCGGGGAGGGUCAGUUUGGAGAUGUCCACCAAGGAGUCUAUAACAUUCCGGACAAGCCGUCCCUCGCUGUCGCCAUCAAGACGUGUAAGAACUGCACAUCUGACAGCGUCAGAGAAAAGUUCCUGCAAGAAGCACUGACCAUGCGGCAGUUUGACCACCCUCACAUCGUCAAGCUGAUCGGCGUUAUAACGGAGAACCCGGUGUGGAUCAUCAUGGAGCUGUGCACGCUCGGAGAGCUGCGCUCCUUCCUUCAGGUGAGGAAGUACAGUCUGGACUUGGCCACUCUCAUCCUGUUUGCUUACCAGCUCAGCACCGCACUGGCGUAUCUGGAAAGCAAACGCUUUGUUCACAGGGACAUAGCAGCACGGAAUGUGUUGGUGUCUUCAAUAGACUGUGUGAUGCUGGGGGACUUUGGUCUGUCACGCUACAUGGAGGACAGCUCUUACUACAAAGCCUCUAAAGGUAAACUUCCUAUCAAGUGGAUGGCUCCCGAGUCCAUCAACUUCAGAAGAUUCACCUCCGCCAGCGACGUCUGGAUGUUCGGCGUGUGCAUGUGGGAGAUCCUGAUGUAUGGCAUCAAGCCCUUCCAAGGAGUGAAGAACAAUGACGUUAUUGGCAGGAUCGAGAAUGGCGAGCGGUUGGCCAUGCCGCCUCAGUGCCCGCCCACCCUUUACAGCCUUAUGACCAAAUGUUGGUCGUACGACCCCAGCAAGCGGCCGCGGUUCACGGAACUUAAAACGCAGCUGAGCGCCAUACUGGAGGAGGAGAAGCUUCAGCAGGAGGAAAGGCUUAGGAUGGAGAUGAGAAGACAAGUCACAGUGUCUUGGGACUCUGGAGGUCCGGAUGAGGCUCCGCCUAAACCUAGUCGACCAGGUUACCCCAGCCCUCGCUCCAGUGAGGGAUUCUUUUCCAGCCCGCAACACAACCAUUUCCCGCCAACAGCCCACGGGGGAGUGGGGGGUGGCUUCCCUGCUGGCGAUUCUUGGAACCAGCACAGACCCGAACAUACAGCCUUGUGGACCCCCAACAUGGAGGACACUGGAUGUGGAGGUCAAGUUCUCAUGGAGGAGAGGCUGAUGAUGCAGCAACAGCAGAUGGAGGAUGACCAGCGAUGGUUGGAGCAGGAGGAGAGCUUCAUGAAGACCGAGUCCAGAAACAGCCGAGGAAGCAUCGACAGAGAGGACGGCACCCUUCAAGCGCCGGGUGGAAGUCAGCACAUCUACCAGCCUGUGGGCAAACCAGAACACUUGGCCCCGCCUAAGAAGCCGCCCCGCCCCGGAGCGCCCGGUCACCUUGGUAACCUGGCCGGUCUCUGUCCCGUGGACAGUUACAACGAGGGUGUGAAGUUACAGCCCCAGGAGAUCAGCCCGCCCCCCACAGCCAACUUGGACCGCUCCAACGACAAAGUCUACGAGAACGUGACGGCCCUGGUCAAGUCGGUAAUCGAGAUGUCAAAUAGGAUCCAACCGGCAGCCCCCGAGGAGUACGUCCCCAUGGUCAAGGAAGUGGGUCUGGCACUAAGGACUCUGCUGGCCACAGUGGAUGAAACCAUUCCUGUCCUGCCUGCGAGCACCCAUAGAGAGAUCGAGAUGGCGCAGAAGCUUUUGAAUUCCGACUUGGCAGAGCUGAUCGCCAAGAUGAAGCUCGCUCAGCAGUACGUCAUGACGAGCCUGCAGAAGGACUACAAGAAGCAGAUGCUGAUGGCGGCACACGCCCUAGCUGUUGAUGCCAAGAACCUGUUGGAUGUCAUCGACCAGUCGCGACUCAAGACCAUCACAAGGCCGCAUUAGCCUGCAGGACAGAAGCGGAGAAAGUGUCAGCAUUGAUCAAGUGAUGGAAAACAAUCAGACGCCAUCGCAAACCCUUUCUUGUAAAAAAACACAAAACUUGUUCAUCGCAUAUCUUUUUUUAUUCUUUUGACUUAUUUAACACGUGAUGACGCGUUUGAAGGACUAAUCACGUGAUGAACUGGAACUGAAACAAAGGAGCAGGAUCAUGAAGAUUAAAAAAUAUAUAUAAAUAUAUAUAUAUAUAUAUAUAUAUAUUAAUAUUUACAGCCUUCACUCUUUAUAGGAUUUUUUUCAAACAUUUUGUUUUUCAGGCUUUUAAUGAUGGAAACUUUUAAAAGCGUUUUGUAUGGAAAAAAGACUUAAGAAAUCACGUCAUAGGCCACUUUUUGAAGUUAACAUGAUAAAUAUACAUAGACUAUAUUUUUUCAACACCUUUGAGGAAUGAAGGAUGUUAAAAGCCAUAAAUACUCUUUCCACAAUGUUCUAAAUAACUAUUCCUUGUUUUUAUAUAUAAUUAUAUCACUGUUUUUUUUUACAUAGUGUCCACUUUUCAAAGCACAUUGGCAACUUGUAAACUAUUUUAAAAUAGAAUCCAAUACUGUGAAUAGUACAUGAUUUAUUUAUUGGGUGAAUGGAUGUUUUGAAUUAGACAAAUUCACUUUACUUCACAAACGUGUUGUUCUUCCUGGAGCUUUUCAUUCCACUGUUCACUAUUACCUCUGCCUGGAGUUGAACUCUCUCAGGAAAGAGUCACAUGUACAGUAGCAAAUAAAAACACACUGUCCAUCCAUC